Molecule: messenger RNA, 10485 nt
Organism: Hemibagrus wyckioides
Lineage: Eukaryota; Metazoa; Chordata; Actinopteri; Siluriformes; Bagridae
Product: collagen alpha-6(VI) chain-like
Exons: 40
Coding region: 170-8284 (2704 amino acids)
Molecular function (GO): serine-type endopeptidase inhibitor activity
Source: RefSeq, a predicted model, not a curated record
CUGGACUCCCACUAUUUAAUGCACGUAAUAUAUACGCACACGGUGAAAUCCUGCGCUGUUCUGCUUCUUAGUUUGAAAACCACGUUUAGCACAAUUGAGUGUGAACGAUAUCUUGGAGAACAAUUUGCUUCAAUGAUAUUUACAUCGAAGUUUUGAGAUCACUGAGGCCAUGGGAACUAUAAAAGGACUGCUGCCUCUCUUUAUUUUAGCAUCAGGUUUCCUUGUGUGCAGUGCACAGAAAACAGUAUGUACACAGGAAGCAUUAGCUGAUAUUGUCUUACUGGUGGAUGGUUCUUGGAGUAUUGGCACAGAAAACUUCCAAAAGAUCCGUGAUUUCCUCCUCACUUUGGUGAACAGUUUCGAUGUGGGCCCUGACAAAGUUCAGAUUGGCCUAGUGCAGUACAGUGACUCACCACACUCUGAAUUCUACCUUAAUGGCUUUGAAACCAAGCAGGAGAUUCUUGACUACAUCACAAAUCUCUUAUAUCGAGGAGGUGGCACCAAGACUGGACUAGGGUUAAACUUCUUACUGAAGCAGCACUUUGUGAAAGAAGCAGGAAGUCGUGCUAAAGAUGGGGUGCCUCAAAUUGCCGUGGUUAUCACAGAUGGAGAGUCACAGGACAACGUGGAGCCUCAUGCACAGGACCUGAAGAACCAGGGAAUCAUACUUUAUGCCAUUGGUAUUAAAGAUGCCGAUAUGGAGCAGCUGAAGGAAAUUGCCACUAAGCCACAUGAGCAGCACAUCUACAGUGUGUCUGAUUUUGCAGCUUUGCAAGGAAUCUCCCAGAGUUUUGUCCAGGUGCUUUGUACAACAGUGGAGGAAGCGACACGUCAAGUAUCUCAUGUGCCACAAGGGUGCAAAGCUAAUUUGGCUGACAUUGUGUUCCUUGUGGAUAGUUCUGGUAGCAUUGGUGAUGCAGACUUUCUGAAGGUGAAGAAGUUCCUGCACAAGUUCGUAAUGGAUCUUGAUAUUAAUCCCAAAAAAAUCAGAGUUGGUUUGGCACAGUUUAGUAACGAACCUCACAGAGAGUUCCUGUUGGGGGAGUAUGCAGAUAAAAAUGACCUACUGGAGAAGAUUGACAAACUCACCUACCUAAAAGGAGGCACUGAAACCGGAAAAGCUCUCAGCUUUAUUGAAAAGUAUUAUUUCACAAAAGGCAGUGGCAGUCGGAUCGACCUGAAUGUGCCUCAGAUUGCUGUAGUGAUCACAGAUGGUGACUCAGCUGAUGAGAUGAAGAGUCCAGCCAUGGAGCUACGGAGUAAAGGGGUGUUAAUCUUCACCAUUGGGGUUGGUGAAGCCAGCAUCAACGACCUGCAGUCUAUUGCUAAUAAACCAUAUCAGCGUUUUGUACUGAGUUUUAGUGACUACGAGGAGCUGCUCAAAGCAACAAGCAGCUCAAUAGACAAAGUGUGUAUUUCUAUGAAGGCCCAGCAGCACGCUCUAGCUCCAAAGGCUUUAGACGUGUUUGUGUUGGUGGACAGUUCAGUUGACCAGACCCUAAAGGUGACACAGUUUCUCAAUCGCCUAGCCAAUCUACUUAAUGUGGGGAGUACUUCCAAUCAAAUGGCUUUGGCUCAGUUUGGUGAAGAUGUUUCAGUGGAAUUUCGUUUUGAUGGUUACAAAACUAAAAAUGAAGCGCUUGCACUCAUCCGCAAAUUCCGGCUGAGAGGAACUGGACAGCGCAAACUUGGAAAGGCAAUGGAUUAUGUACGCACUCACCUCCUCAGCACUGAAGCAGGGAGUCGAAUUGCUGAGGGAAAUAAACAGUACCUGCUGGUGAUAAGCAAAGAAGAAUCUGAUGACAAUAUUCUGAGAGCAGUUCGUGCAUUGAAGGAUGAAGAAGUAACUAUUAUCAAUGUUGACUUCAGCAAAGAAAUAAUCCUGGGUCCACGUGCUGGACCUGGAACACAUAGUCGACCUGGAUUUCCUGCACAGAGUCUACCUGGCUUAAAGGAUGUUCCUUUUGUCUAUGUUACAAAAAGCAAAAACAGCACAGAAAUAACACAAGAUGUAAAGACUAUCCUUGAAACUAAGGAAACGUUCAAUGUAACUGAAGACUGCAAAUCAGCUCCACUGGCUGAUAUAGUGUUUAUUGUGGAUGUGUCAGACAGCAUCUCUGCUUCAAACAUCAGGCUGGUCCGUAACUUUCUCCAUCGGAUGAUUAGUGGCUUGGAGAUUGGCUCUGACAGUGUGCGAGUGGGAAUGGUGCUUUACAGUGACACACCCGCAGCUGAAUUCUACCUAAACACUUUUGGAAACAAAGAUGAGAUCCUGCAGUACGUUAAACUUUUACCAUUUUGGGGUGGGGAAUCCAGUACUAGCAAGGCCCUGAAGUUUGCAAGAGAGAAACUCUUCACCAAGGACACAGGCAGCCGACAUGACUUAGGAGUGCAGCAGAUUGCUGUGGUCAUAACAGAGGGGGACUCACUGGAUAAUGUCACGUUAGAGGCUGCAGAACUAAGGCGCAGUGGAGUCCUGGUCUAUGCCUUGGGAGUCAUGAAAGAUAAUGUGAAAAGGCUAAAAGAGAUUGCAUCUUAUCCUCCUGAGAGGUUUGUGUUUAGUGUGGGGAGCUUUGCUAAGAUUAAUACAGUGGAAAAAGUAUUGAGGAAAACACUGUGCAACAAUGUUGUCCGGUCAGCAGUUGACAAGUCUGUUAGAUACACUUUAAAGCAAGGAUGUAUCCAGACAGAAGAAGCAGACAUCUAUUUCCUCAUUGACCACUCUGGGAGUAUUCAUCCACCAGACUUUCAGGACAUGAAAAAGUUCAUUCUUGAGUUUCUGCUCAUGUUUAGUAUUGGACCAAAGCAGGUGCGUGUGGGCGUGGUGAAAUAUGAAAGUAACCCCACACUGGAGUUUAGACUGAAUGAGCAUAAAGACAGAGCCUCUCUUGAACGAGCUGUGGACAGCAUUGUGCAGAGAGGUGGAGGCACUCAGACUGGGAAGGCUUUGUCUUUCAUGGGCCCACUUUUCAAGGAGGCUGAAAAAACUCGUGGCACUAAGGUUCAAGAGAUACUCAUUGUCAUUACUGAUGGAGAGUCCCAGGACAAAGUGAAAGAGCCAGCAACACAGCUGAGAGCACAGGGGGUGACCAUAUAUGCCAUUGGAGUGAAAGAUGCAAAUGAGACAGAGCUCUUGGAGAUAGCAGCUGACCCAAACAGGAUGUACUAUGUCACUAACUUUGAUGCCCUGAAACCACUGAAAAAUGAAAUUCUUACUGAUAUUUGUUCAGAUGAGGCCUGUAAGAACAUGUUGGCAGAUGUUAUCUUUUUGGUUGAUGGUUCAGGAAGCAUUGACCCUGUGGACUUCUCAAAAAUGAAGAAAUUCAUGAAUACAAUCAUUUCUAAGUCAGUAAUUGGCAAGGAUAGUGUACAGGUCGGAGUGGUCCAAUUCAGCUCACACUCAAAUGCUGAAUUUUCCCUUAAUCGAUUUUAUGACAAAUUUGAAAUGCAGCAGGCCAUUAAUGAUAUGCAACAGCUGGACAGAGGCACUAUGACUGGGGAUGCACUCCAUUUCGUGUCAAAGUACUUUGAUUCACCAGAAGGGGGUCGUCCCAGCACUCCACAAAUCCUCAUUGUGAUCACGGAUGGUGAAUCUCAGGAUGCAGUUGCUCAGCCUGCACAAGCCCUCAGAAACAAGGGCAUUACAAUAUACUCUAUAGGAGUACGUAAUGCUAACAGCACACAACUGCGAGAGAUCAGUGGAAUUCAGGAAAAUGUUUAUCUGGAAAGAGAUUUUGAUGCACUGAACUUCUUAGAUAAAGAUCUCUUGCUUAAGAUCUGCAUUUCUGCUGAUGAAUGUCAAAAAUCACAAGUAGCAGAUGUCGUCUUCUUAGUGGAUGAUUCCAGCAGCAUUAGCCAUGAUAGCUUUAUGAGUAUGAAGUUCUUCAUGAACUCAGUGGUGAACUCCACACAGGUUGGAAAAGACAGUGUCCGUUUUUGUACUAUUCUCUACUCUGAUGAAGCAGAGACCAAAUUUUCCCUUAAUCAGUACUACAGCAAACGGGAACUGCGGGAUGCUAUAAAUAAUCUAAAGCAUAAAGGUGGGAACACAUACACAGCCAAAGCACUCAUUUACUCACUGGACUACUUUAGUGAAUCCAAUGGUGGAAGAGGUGCAAAAGGUGUCCCACAGAUGCUGUUUGUCAUCACGGAUGGCGAGGCCACAGAUAAAGAACAUUUAACCAACGCUGCCAAUAAGUUUCACAAUUCUGGUGUUAAUGUUUAUGGUAUUGGAGUGGCUGAUGCAACAACAACUGAGCUAGAAAUCAUUACCAAAGACAAAAACAAGAUUUUCAAGGUUGAUGACUUUGAAGCAUUGAAGGGCCUACAAAAAAACAUUUCCAGUGUGAUUUGCAACAACACUAAACCAGAGUGUCGGAAAGCAGCAGCUGACUUGGUUAUUUUGAUUGACGGGUCUGAAAGCAUUAAAGAGGGGCCUUGGAAGACCAUGAUCAGUUUUAUGCUUAGCCUCAUUGACAAUCUUCGCAUCAAACAAGAUCUCUUUAGAGUUGGUGUAGCUCAGUUUAGUUCAAACUACAGAAAGGAAUUUUACUUAAAUAAAUAUGAUAAUGAACAGGAUGUGAAGAGGGACAUUCAGUCCAUAACGCAAAUGAAAGAAGGAACACGCAUUGGAGCUGCUCUGAAUGAAGUGCAAGAGUUCUUCCACACCAGUAAAGGGAGUCGCAUUCAAGAAGGAAUUUCACAGAACCUGCUACUGAUCACUGAUGGAGAAUCAAAUGAUGACGUCAAUGAUGCAGCUGAUAAAUUGAGGGCACAGGGCAUUGCGAUGUUUGUGAUUGGAAUAGGCGACAUCAAAAAAGAAGAGCUUGGCUACAUUGCUGGGUCACCUGAAAGGCUGUUUUUUGUGGACAAUUUUGACCACCUCAAAUUAAACAGAACAACACAGCAGGUGAUCGACAGCAUUUGCAAUGAACCCCAAAAGAUAGAAGCUGAGUGCACUGUAGAUAUUGGAGUUGGAUUUGAUAUCUCCCGUAGAAGAUCACAGUCACUCUUUAGUAGCCAGUAUAAGCUGCAGGUCGUCCUGCCUGAGAUUAUCAGAUACAUCACUGCUGCACACAAUGUGUGCUGUCUAUCCAAUCUACAACCAACCAAUAUUGGUUUCCGUUUGGUUGCUAGCAAUGGCAGGAUACUGUAUGACACUAAUUUUGAGCAUUACAAUGAAGAAACAGUGAAGAAACUGAUGGGACAUAAUGAGACUCAAAAUCUGGCUUUUAACGGCCAGCUCCUGCGCUCAUUUCAGGAUAAGUUUACAGCCUCCAAAGCUGGUGUAAAGGUAGUGAUUAUUUUCACUGAUGGUCUGGAUGCACCUGUUGAUGUCCUCAUGGUGGCCUCAGAGAAUCUCAGGAAAAGUGGAAUCCAUGCACUGAUGACAGUAGCACUGGAAGGAGUCACAAACACCAGAGACCUCCAGAAGCUGGAGUAUGGGCGAGGAUUUGGCUUCAAAGAGCCUCUUAUUAUCAGCAUGCAAAAUGUGGCCAGUGCUUUGCAGAAGCAGACUAAUGAUGUGAUGUCACGAGAGUGCUGUAAUGUGAUCUGUAAAUGUACGGGUGACGAAGGGACACGAGGACCUCAAGGACCCCCAGGGACAAAGGGCUCUCAUGGACGGAAUGGACAUCCUGGAUUUCCUGGAGAAGAAGGAGGAAUGGGGGAGAGAGGGCCCGAAGGUCUGAAAGGAACUCAAGGGCAUCCAGGCUGUCAUGGGAGAAGAGGGCUAAAGGGAGGCAGAGGCUACAGGGGUGAUACAGGUGAAGAUGGAGAACAUGGUUUGGAUGGAAUAAAUGGAGAACAUGGUGUGACUGGAUCAGCAGGAUACCCAGGAGAGCCAGGAGCUCCAGGCAGCCCAGGCAAGAAGGGUGUUCAAGGAAUUCCGGGUGUUCCAGGACAAAAAGGACUGAGAGGUGAUCCGGGUGAGUCAGGCAUUGACAACAGAAUCCGUGGUCCUAAGGGUGAGAUUGGAUACGCUGGUCUACCGGGAGAUCCAGGAACAGAUGGAAGACAAGGCAGGGAUGGAGAUAAGGGCAGUCCUGGUCAAAAGGGAAGGAGAGGCACUACAGGUGAAAAAGGUUUCCCUGGACCUCCAGGAGACUUGGGAUCAAAUGGAGACCCUGGACCUUCAGGGCCACAGGGGCCAGUAGGCCCUUAUGGUACUCCAGGACAGAAUGGAAUAACUGGUCUUCCAGGACCUAAGGGACCACCAGGUGUACAAGGAAUCAUGGGAUCUAAAGGAAGUGUAGGACGCAGGGGACAAAAGGGUCAGCCAGGGGAUGCUGGAAUUAUAGGAGAACCUGGGCCACCAGGCCCCAGGGGCCCUCCAGGAAAUGAUGGUCCAGAUGGAUAUGGGUUACCAGGACGUAAAGGACAGAAGGGAGAUCCUGGUUUUCCAGGAUAUCCAGGACUUCAGGGUGAAAAUGGAGAUAUUGGGAACAAAGGAGUUAAAGGUCCUAAAGGCCAAAGAGGAAGAGGGGGAAAUGCAGGCAGGCCAGGAGCACAGGGUGAUCUUGGUGGCCCCGGACCAGCUGGACACAGGGGCCCUAAAGGACCACCAGGAAACAGAGCAAUGUCUACUUGUCAACUGAUCAGCUAUGUACAAGACAACUGUGGCUGCUGUAAAGAUAAAACAACUUGCCCUGUGUACCCCACUGAACUGGUGAUUGGUUUGGACAUGUCUGAGGAUGUGACUCCUGCAUUAUUUCAGAGAAUGAACUCAACUCUUCUUUCUCUGCUGGACAGCAUUGAUAUCGCUGAAAGCAACUGUCCAACAGGGACACGAGUGGCUGUGGUUUCCUACAGUUCUAACACCAAGUACCUCAUCCGUUUUUCUGACCAUCGCCAUAAGAAAGACUUGGUGGAAGCUGUGAAGAACAUCCCUCUGGAACGUACAUCCAAUAGACGCAACAUUGGUGUAGCCAUGCGCUUUGUGGGUAGAAAUGUCUUCAAACGUAUUCGUCAGGGUGUUCUGAUCAGGAAGGUGGCGAUCUUCCUCUCUGGUGGAAAGUCCCAGGAUGUGACAUCCAUAACCACAGCUGUUCUGGAAUACAAGGCUCUGGAUAUAAACCUUGGUGUUAUCGGUUUUAGGGAAACUCCUAAUGUUCAGCAAGCUUUUCAGGCUGAUGAGACAGGAAGCUUUAUUAAUGUGCUGGAGAGAUCACAGACCCAGAAUACAGCACUUGAGAAGAUCCAGCGAUGCAUCAUCUGCUUUGAUCCUUGCAAUCCAGCUAGAGAUUGUCCUAGCACCAGUGAGGUGCCCAGUCCAGAGCAGGUAAACAUGGACCUGGCGUUGUUGGUGGAUGGUUCUCGGAGCAUCCAGGCAGAUUGGUAUGAGGGAGUGAAGCAGGUGUUGGGCACUGUGUUGGACCAGCUUGUAGUGAGUGAUCAGCCCAGCAGAAAUGACAGACAGGCACGGGUGGCACUUUACCAGCAGAGCUCAUCAUACAGUGAGGCCCAGGCUCCAGUCAAGCAGAUCUUUAGUUUCCAGCAGUUUCAGGACCGCAACCUAAUGAAGCAGAGCAUCUUUGAAAAUCUACAGCAGACUGGUGGCUACUCCAGGCUGGGACAUGCCAUAGAAUACGUAAUCAUGCAGGACCUACUCACUGUUUCCAGGCCUCGAAAAAACAAGAUGCUGCUGCUUAUAGUUGGAGAUGAGACGGAAUAUUCUGACAGUGCAAAACUGGACUUCAUCUCCAUGAAAGCCAAGUGUCAGGGUGUGGUGCUUUUCACUCUUACUGUCGGGGAUCAUUUCAACAGCACACAGGUGGAGGAGCUUGCCAGCAGUCCCACAGAGCAGCACAUAGUUCACUUAGGCCAUGUAAAACAAGGACAACAGGAGUACACUCGACGUUUUAUCAGAACUUUCCUACACAUUCUGAGCUUGGAAAUGAACACCUAUCCUGGUACAUUGUUCAAACAACAGUGUGAGAAUCUUCAGCAACAGCAAGGUCAAGAACAUGUCUUUGAGGCUGCUAAGAGACCACACAUACACAGAUUUUCUUUGGGGAAUCAAGAAGUCAUAUCGUACAGUGAAGAGAGAAACAUACAACACGAGUAUGAGACUGAGCAUGAAAAUGGAGGCCUGUUGACCUCAGUGCCUGAAGAUUCAAAUAAUGUGUGCUUCCUACAAAAAGACACUGGGCCCUGCAAAAAUUAUGUACUCAAAUGGUUCUUUGAUCAAGAGCAGAAUCGAUGCUCUGCUUUCUGGUAUGGAGGAUGUGAAGGGAACCUUAACAGAUUUGACAGUCAGAAUGACUGUGAAGCCCGUUGUCCAUAAGAUCUUACUGAAUAUUGGCUUGCAAAUUACUGAUAAUACUAACAGCAAGUUGACAUCCCACUUUUUCUUUGUUUUUAUUCAGAAUUGUGGUACAAUAGGAAAUGAACAAUGUGUUUAUGCACAUUUUACCCAAAUAACCAACACACAAAACCACAAGUAACAGUAGUUAAAUAUUCCAUAUUCUACCGAAGGUGGCACAUUCAUAUUCGCUGCUGAUAAAGGCUGUACUUUUGAUACUGCUCCUCUUUGGCUUUAUAAAUGAAACAUGACUCAGUAGAAUCAGUUUCCCAUGAAAGAAAAUGCAUAUGAAGGUGACUUUUCGAUGUAGAUACCAUUUCAAUUUUUCAUUAUCUCUAUAAAUAAAAUUAUGGACACGUUACAUAUUUUGUAAUUGCACAUUUACUGAUAUUUUUAUAUAAUAAUACUAAUAACCAUAAACAGCAGCUCUCAUUAGUAUAAAAAUUCACCUAAAUUAAUUAGUAGACUUCAAUGUAUGCUCACACUUUCAGAUGUUGUCUCACUUGUCUCUGUCUAUAUAUUAUGGAUCUUUAGGGUUGUCUAUAAGGUGGAAAUGGAAGUUAACAGAACUAAGAUAUAGCCUUCAGCACCACAGGUCUCACCUCCAUUGCCAUCUGGAACAUUCAUUUGUUUCUUCUUUUGUUCAUUUAUUCACUCAGUGAGCAAACACUGUGUCAGUCAACAAAGAUUAAAGCAAUAUCUGAAAUAUAGGGGACUUAAAUCAUCCUAUAAACUUCAGGAUGCAUUCAAUUUUAUUUGCAGUCAUUUACAGACAGGCAGACUGCUUCAUGGGUACAGAUAUUGUAAACACAGAAAAUUGUCCGAGUGUCAGAAAGGAGGCUGUAUAAAUGAUCUGGAUCUAAUAUGGGGUUUUUUUUCAGUGGAAACUGAGACGUCAAAAGACCUGAGACUUUUAUAAUAGCACCCUGAGUCACUGCCUCUCAUUUUAUUGGUUGUUUCGCCAAUAAUUUCCUUCUGAAAAAAAAUAGAAAAGCUCGGUUUUAUAUUGCAGUGCCCUGCACUUGUUCUCUGGGACAAGCCUCUAACCAGAAAACGUUUCUUUUAACUUAAGAACGAAAUGAUGCAUGUGUUUGAUGAGUAAAUACAGUGGAAAACCUGGAUUAAAUUUGUUCCAGCUACUGCUGCGUGCCUGACGUAAGUAGCUGGUGCACAUUUCACAUACGAAUGACUUCCAGAAAAGAUUAAGCAUAUUAUUCAUAGUUAUUGUGUCAUUACUCAAUUUGAAAUAGAUGAGUAGAUUAAGACAUUACUGUAGAUAUGCUAUAGCACACAGGGCUGGAUCUUUGGAGCUCCCUAUUGGUAUACAUAUACAUGUGUGUAUAUACACAUGAGAGAGAGAGCAGUCCCUUUCAGAAACGAGGAGGGAAAUCUACAGUCAAACAUGUUUUAAAAUUUCCUCAGUUAAAUAGUGAUAAUGAUGUUUAAAACACACUGAUUACCCAUGAUUUAGUAUUAAAGGAGGGUAAAUUGAAUACAAUAUGAAAAAUUGCAAAAUGAUUCCACCAGGAUGGGAUUUCCAUCAUAUUUUGGAAGCAUUCUUGUAAGGUUAUUAAAGUGAACUGUCUUAUAGGACAAGACAAAUAUCCUGUAGGACCACUUGCACAGAUUUUUUAAUGGGAUGCAUUUGGGUUCCUAUUCAGGUGUAUAUGCGAAUUCAGCGAUGCCCUGCGAUUUGAAUGAACUCAUCUUAAAGUAGACAUUGUACAGGGAGUAUCACCUUAUGUUGCGUGCUGGGCAACCUGCAGUAACAUCAUGAACAUGGGAGGGAAGCAAGCAGGGAGGGUAGUACUGCAGUUUUGGGUACUGAUCAAAAAACAAAUAAAGAGUCAGUCUGUGUUUUUCAGCACAAUUUCAAAAUUCAGCAGAAAACAACAGCUGUUUUUGCUCGGUCAGGCAUGCAUUUCUUGUCAGUGUGUCUCUUGAGCUCAGUGUCGAGAACGUUGACAUGCAAUCUCUCAUGCAGCUUUGUGCUUGCUAGUGAGUUUAGGGAAGUCAAACAAGCAGUAGGCACUUUAACAAAGUAUUAGGUAAGUGCACCCUUCAUGUUUUUUUUCUUUCUCUUUUUUUCUUAAAAAUAUAUAUAUUUGUUCUUCAGUUUAUUCAGUCAAAUUGUAAAAAUUCUGAUGGUUGCUACAUCACAAUAAAGCUAGGACAAAAUCUGA